AUGUCUAUUAAUAUUUGCAGAGAUAAUCAUGAUCCUUUUUACCGUUAUAAAAUGCCUCCUAUUCAGGCUAAGGUCGAAGGUAGAGGUAAUGGUAUCAAGACAGCUGUCUUGAAUGUUUCCGAUGUUGCUCGUGCUUUAAACAGACCAGCUCCAUACCUUGUUAAAUAUUUUGGUUUUGAAUUGGGUGCUCAGACAUCUAUUUCUGUUGAUAAGGAUCGUUAUUUGGUUAACGGUGUCCAUGAACCAGCUAAAUUACAAGAUGUUUUGGAUGGUUUCAUUGCUAAAUUCGUUUUGUGUGGUAGUUGUAAGAAUCCAGAAACUGAAAUUGUCAUCACAAAGGAUGAAGAUUUAAUUAGAGAAUGUAAAGCCUGUGGUAAGAGAACUCCAAUGGAUUUGAGAAAUAAAUUGUCUUCAUUUAUCUUAAAGAACCCACCUGAUUCUAUUGGUGGUAAGAAGAAGAAAUCCGCAACUGCUUCUGCCAACGUUCGUGGUGGUGGUGUUUCUAUUAGUGAUAUCGCUCAAGGUAAGUCUCAAUCUAGUGGUAGUGCUGGUACAGCUACCGAUUCCAUCAAAGAAGAUGACGACGAUGAUGAAUUAGCUCGUCAAAUCAAUGCUGCUGCCUCCAGUUUACAAGAAAUUGAAGUCAAAGAUGAUGAAUGGGCUGUAGACAUGUCUGAAGAAGCCAUCAGAGCUCGUGCUAAAGAACUACAAGUCGAUUCUGGUGCUGUCAGUCGUGAAUUUACUAAAUUAGAAGAAUUCGGUGAAUGGAUCUUGAAAGAAGCUGGUGAAGAUAAGAAAAACUUACCAUCCGAUGUUGAAUUAUAUAAAAAAGCUGCCGAAUUUGAUAUACUAAAAGAACCAAAGAUUGCUUGUGUCUUAGCUCAAUGUAUCUUUAGUGAAGAUAUUGUAAAUGAAGUUUCUGAACAUACUUCAUUCUUCAACAAAGUUUUCACUUCCCCAGAAUACGAAAGAAACUUUUUGGGUGGUAUUGAAAGAUACUUAGGUUUAGAACACCAAGAAUUGAUCCCUCAAUUGCCAAAAGUUUUAGUUCAAUUGUACAAUAAUGAUAUUAUUUCUGAAGAUGAAAUCAUGUCCUUCGGUGCUAAAUGUUCCAAGAAGUUUGUUCCAAAGGAUAUUUCCAAGAAGGUUCGUAGAGCUGCUAAACCAUUUAUCACCUGGUUAGAAAAUGCAGAAAGUGACGAAGAAGAAGAAGAUAGCGACGAUGAAGAAUAA
Vanderwaltozyma polyspora DSM 70294 is the source of this 1233-nucleotide messenger RNA. It is a transcript of the gene TIF5, whose product is annotated as translation initiation factor eIF5. The coding region runs from base 1 to 1233 and encodes 410 amino acids. Gene Ontology annotation, cellular component: cytosol. Gene Ontology annotation, biological process: formation of cytoplasmic translation initiation complex; formation of translation preinitiation complex; translational initiation. Lineage: Eukaryota; Fungi; Ascomycota; Saccharomycetes; Saccharomycetales; Saccharomycetaceae. The transcript has a single exon. Gene Ontology annotation, molecular function: GDP-dissociation inhibitor activity; translation initiation factor activity; eukaryotic initiation factor eIF2 binding. The record is from RefSeq and is a predicted model, not a curated record.